AUGAGUAAGCCUAAGGUGUUAUUGAGUCAAAUAAAAAAUAAUAUAACGGAUAUUAGAAGCUGGAAUUUGAAAGGAAUUGAAUCAUGUAAAAAAAAAAUUUUCGGCUAUAUUGAAAAACUACCAGGUGAGAAUAAUUGGGUAAAACCACUUAUUGGAAAAAGUAUGCAAAAUUAUUAUUUCCCUUCUAAAUAUUUACAUUUAGAUUUUAAUUUAAAAGAAUAUUUAAGAAUGCAAACGGUUCGUUUUAAAAAAAAAGAGAUUGAUGACAGUUUAAUAGAUUUACAAAAAGCUAUUAACAUAAUUAUUGAAAAUAAGGAGGUGGUUGAUAAUUUUUUAUCAAAGUUAUCUAAGGAACUGUAUUUUGAAAAUCAAAGUUUGAGGGAUUUCUAUUCCUUAUAUUUAACUAUAUUUCCUUUUGAAAAAGAUACGAAUAAUUUAUCAUAUGAUGAUUUAAAAGAUUUAAAUAUAGAAUAUGGAAAGUUUAGAUGGUUCCACUUCAAUACAUAUGAUAAUCACUUACGUAAUUCAGAUGGUUUAAAUAAAGGUCUUUCCAUUUAUGAGAAUUGUAAGGAAAAUAUUUCAAAUGCGUUAGACGAAAGGGAAAAUCAUAAAAUACCACUUAAAGAGGACCAAAAAAAGCAGUUUCUUAAAAAUGUGCAUAUAGAAACACAAAUAAUGAAGAAUAAGGGUAAUUAUAAAAAAAUAAUUUUUACAAAAACUAGAAAUAUUAUGCCGUUCAAAAAAAUCAUUUGUAAAGAACAAAGAGGACUUGAUAAUUUGUUGACCUCUCAAAAUGAUAUCACUGAUAAAAUUUAUUACCUAGACUGUAAUGUAAAUAUUGGUUUAGAUGAAAAAACUGAAAAAACUAAAAAAGAUAUUGAACAACAGGAAGAGUCCAAAAGUCAUUUUUAUAAUUUAAUUAAUGAAAAUGAAUGUUUAAGAAAAACCUUUUCCAUAAGAAAUAGAUUUAUUGAUCCGUUAUACUUGAGAAGAAGAUAUUCUUAUAUUCAUAAAUUAACAAAAAAGAAAAUAAAAAAAGAAAAGCAUAAAACGUAUAGAAAACAUUUUAUACAACACGCCGACGAAAAAAAAAUAUGGCCCGACAAUAAGGGAUUGUUGAACAAGAUGUACCCAAAUCCGUACUCAUGA
Messenger RNA from Plasmodium malariae, 1149 nucleotides. Its product is annotated as conserved Plasmodium protein, unknown function. The record is from RefSeq and is a predicted model, not a curated record. NCBI's taxonomy places the organism in Eukaryota, Apicomplexa, Aconoidasida, Haemosporida, Plasmodiidae. The coding region runs from base 1 to 1149 and encodes 382 amino acids. The transcript has a single exon.